Molecule: messenger RNA, 1232 nt
Organism: Anoplopoma fimbria (sablefish)
Lineage: Eukaryota; Metazoa; Chordata; Actinopteri; Perciformes; Anoplopomatidae
Gene: myct1b
Product: myc target 1b
Exons: 2
Coding region: 62-613 (183 amino acids)
Cellular component (GO): nucleoplasm
Source: RefSeq, a predicted model, not a curated record
UCAGUGUUCGUCUGUCUUCUUGGAGUCGGUGUGGAUUUUAACACCAGUUUAUGGUGGAAUUAUGGCACAAAAUGAAACACAUCCCCUUUUGGAAAUACUAAAAUCAUUUAAUCUUGGCGAUAUGAUUUUAGCCUUCUGUUUGUCUGUGCUUGUGGGCCUGCUGCUGGGUGCUCUGGUCUACGUUCUCCUGACCUGGGCGUCCCGGCGCCAGGCCACCGCCCGUAUCACCAGGCGCUCCAAAAAGAAAUCUGGCACUUCACAAACAGCCACUAGCAACCAGCUGGGCCUCUACAGAAGCACCUUUCUGAGUGUCUACAGACAGCCCUCUCUGGAGCCGGUGGGCCCUCUGGGGAGUAAGCCCGGCGUAGAGAGCUCCACCUUUCGGCCAGUGCCCAAGAGGAGCAGGCCCGGCCUGGAGAUGGGAGAGGACACUCUGAUCAUCAUGCCCGACGACACAGCAGCUUCAAACUCAUCGGAUUCAGCAGCCCUGGUGCCAAACAAGAGACAUUCCUUCUGGUUGGGCAGCAACGGACUUAAAGGAUUCCUCCCCUCACAGACUCCGCCUCCUGCAUACGACAGUGUCAUCCAUGCUUUUGAAGAGACCUGCACUUGAAUCUCUCUGCAUAAAUACAAGAGAAACUGAAAAAAGGGAGACCAUUCUGGGACUACACAUGACUUUCUGAAUGUGCUCUGCUAUUUAUCAGACAAUUUCACACACUUUUCAGUCUAAAACAGUGUCCUUAUCUGAAUAAGAUGCUUCCACAACCAUAAAGUCUCAUCACAGUGUUGAGAUAUAGAUAGGAGGUGCAACUAAUUAAUUUUUUUUAUAAUUGAGUUAUUUUGCAUGUUAGUUUCUCAAUUAAUCAAUUAGUUGUGUUCUCCAUAGACUGGUUUAGAAUAACAAUAAUACCCAUCAGUUAUCCAGAGCCCAAAGCAACUUCUCCAAAUAUCUUGUUUAGUCCAGAACUACAACAAAAAGAGUAUUUAAUUUACAAUGAUAUAAAAUAGAAACAAGCAGCAAAAGGAGAAGAUGUAAAAAGCAACCGUUUGCUUGAAAAAUUAUUUAAAUGAUUAAUCAAUGAAUCGACUAAUUAUUGCAGUUCCAAUAUUCUGUAGUUUUUUUGCAGAACGUCUCAUGACCAUUCAUGUAGUGAGGAGUGUCUGAUGCAGUUUACUCUGACUAUAUGAAGAUGAGGGAAACACUGUGUCCUACAUAUUUAUAUAUAUUAUCU